Chironomus riparius is the source of this 855-nucleotide messenger RNA. The record is from the annotation of a GenBank genome assembly. Lineage: Eukaryota; Metazoa; Arthropoda; Insecta; Diptera; Chironomidae.
GUCAUUGUGAUAGCAAGAAAAAAAAUGUUCUUAAUAGUGUUGUUGUGCCUUAUCACUUACUUCCAAUCGAAUAUUAAUUGUGCUAAAUUUCCGAAUGAGCUUACAAAGUGCAAUUACGGUGAUUCGGAAUGCAUACUUACAAAAGUAAAUGAUAUUUUUCAAAAUAAACAUAAAGGAUUUCAUGGACUAUUGCUGCCAUCACUUGAUCCGCUACAUAUUAGAAAACUGAAUCUAGUGCAAGGAUCUGGACAACGAGUUAACAUUGAACUAUAUUUUAGUGAAAUUGAUUUAAUUGGACUAUCAAAUGCAACGGCUUAUAAAGCUACUGGAUUUGAUCAAGUUCCUUUAGAGUUCAUCGACUUUAGGUUCAUGAUACCGAUGCUUAUGAUUAAAGGACCUUACAAGGUCAACGGAAUAAUUUCUUUCUUACCUCUUAAUGGACGAGGAGAAUCAGAAUUGGUGUUGGAUAAUGUGCAUUUCGUUAUGAAGUUCAAGACAAAAAUGUACGAUAAAAAUGGAAAUGCUCACCUUAAGCUUGAAAAAUCAAAAAUGAAUUUCAAUACAACAAGAUUGCGGAUGAACUUCGUCGACUUAUUUGGCAGCAAUGAGCAGCUUGGAUUAAACAUGAAUACAUUUCUCAAUGAAAAUUGGAAGGAAAUUUUAGAAGACCUUAAAAUGACAAUUGUUGACGGUUUUGGUGAAGUUUUCAGUACAAUCAUCAAUCACGUGCUGAAUAAUUUUGCAUAUAAAGAAUUGUUUAAUUAAACUUAUUUUAACAAUUUGCUAUUAUUCCUAUAAAUAUGGCUAUUUAUCACAUAAAAUAUUAUUUUUUCUCUAUUAUCCAUUUAAUUUUUU